AUGAAACAAGGCUAUCGCAACCUGUCACAAGUGAGUGAUAGUGACGAAGAAGCAGUCUUGGAACUGCAGUCCUCGGACGCCGAAAGUUCUUCAGAUGAUGAAAGCGUUUUAAGUGAGAACUACAUAAAGACUGAAAGCGCCGCAUCUCCUGAAGGGACAUCCUCGACAUGGAAGGCAACAAUGAACUUGUUAAACUACAUGGAAGGGGCUGGAUUGCUUGCUUUGCCGUAUUCUAUCAAAAAGGGUGGAAUCACGGCUGUAAUAUCACUGUUUUUACUGCCAAUUAUCUCCUGGUACGCGGGAAAAGUGUUAGUCGAGAGUUUGUACGACAUCGACGACAAAAAAGGGAAGAUUCGUAUAAGAUCAACUUGGAAGGAGAUAGGAGACGCGAUAUAUCCUAAAUAUGCAGGUAAAAUUGUCGCGUGGAAUCAAGACAUUGGUUUUGUUUUUGCAGCAGUCAAUUAUCUAAUUCUCUGUGGAUCUCUCACCUCCCACGCCCUACCAACAGUACCCCUCUCGCAAACUUCCUGGACCUGCUUCGCUGCACUGCUUAUUCUACCAACAAUGUUUUUGAAAUCGUACUCCCAGAUUGCAUGGCUAAGUACUAUUAGUAUAGUCGCCAUUGGUCUAACUACAGCACUAACAGUAUGGUAUGGUGUUGAAAAUGUAGAGAAUUGGAAUCCCGGUACACUUUUGUUUUGGGACUUCGAAGGAGUCUUCAUUUCGUUGGGGAUCACUUUGCUUAGUUACGGAGUGGCCCCGAUCAUUCCUUCGGUAGAAAAAAGUAUGAAGAAUAAAUCGGACUUUGGAAAAGCGUUGGCUUCGGCAUUUGCUGUAUCAGUUGUAAUUAAAGUGAUUAUUGCAGUCUUUGGAUUUUUGACUUUUGGAUCCAAGACAGAUGAAGCCAUUGCUAACAAUUUUCCCGUUGGACCGCUAAACAUAACCGCUUCUAUAAGUCUCGUUAUUAGCAGCUUACUCUCAAUCAUACUUUGCUUGAGACCUGUAUGUGAAUCUCUCGACGAAUCGACUUUUUUUUCAGAAAUAACUUCUGAUAUUUCCAAUACCAUACGUAAUUUUAUAAUUCGGGUUUCGUUGGUAGUCAUCACACUGGCGAUAGCUAUUUUUCUGCCACACUUCGCGCUCAUAGCAGCUCUUAUGGGAUCUUUUCAGGCUGUAUUUUCCGAGCUUUGGAUUCCUUUUUUAGUGCAUUUGAAGGUAAAAUACCACGAACUCAGCAGAUUGCAGAUUUUUGCUGAUGUUAUAGUCCUGGUAUUUUCAAGUGCGUUUUCUGUUUUCGGAAAUUACUUCUCUGUAAAAGCUCUUGUUCAGGCAAGACUAAACAUGGUUUAAUUUAGAAAAGCGCUUUACUACCUUCUGUUAACUAUUUGCAUCAUGCCACCUGAGUACCUGGCAAACCAAGCCCGACAAAUCUAUGUGGCAAUUAAUUUAGUAAUUUAAUUGGUUAUCCAUAUGCUGUUCAGGACAGGCUAAACAAACCUGGCUUUUUAAGCGUCUCAGUAUGCAUUGCCUUAUCGAAAGUUGUUUCCGAUAGAGUGACAGAUUUUCGAGCACAAUGACUACACAAUUCACUCUUACCAACAUGUUGAAUUGCACAAUAUGAUGAUAACAAUAUUUUUAAUAAAAGUAUUUAAAAAUAAUAGUCAUUAUCGUCAUCAAUGAAUGCUACUCGGGGAUCAGGGAAAAAUUAUUAAAAAUGGAAGUAUCUCAAUGAACUAUAUAACAUUUCUAUAUAAGAAACCAAAUCACUAGUUAGGACUGGGUGGCCAAACACUUAUAAAAACUCUUUGAAAUGAGAGUAGGAAGCGUUCUACGCUCACGGUGUGACUCAAUAACCCAGAAUUCCUUUCGAGCACGAACUAGCCAAGUUGAGAUACGCGACACUAGCCUCCCACGCAGACAUUCUUAGGGGUUCGUCACCCGAUCCUGCCCCACUGACAGGAACACAGGAACGGGUGACGAACCCCUAAGAACGUCUGCGUGGUAGGCUAAGGCGACACUGGCUCUAAGAAAAUGGCUGAAGCAUGUCCAACGAAAAUAGCAAGAGAAGAAAUUCCAACUAGAUACCAAGUUAUGGCAUUGUAUAAAUGCAGACUUUUGAUUUUGAAAUCACUUUUCUGCCUACAAAAUCAACGACGAAAAGUGUAAUUUUUGGGGAUGGUUUUCGGCCAAAAAACUGGCUUUUUGGACUUUGCUGCCAAACGAACGGCGAUAUAAAGUGGAAAUUGCGGGAUUCAGUUGGUUUGUUUGCUUUCACGAUUAUAAAAUCUACCAUUUAGUGUUAUGAAUAAAUGUUCAAAAGGUUGCAACUAAAGUAAGACAAGAAGCAAAUAGGUAAAAUAUGUAAGGUAUUUUUUACGCAUAUAUGCGUUGAAAGGUUUUAUGCGGUGUUAGGCUUUAAAGGGUUAAUCUAAAUUGCUUUUUGUCCGUAACUUGACAUUAAGAUAUUGCAACCUCUGCAAACUAACGAUAAUUUACAGUAAGAGUAAUAUUGGAAAGUUUUUUGACAACCAAAGCAAAAGAUAAGGACUUAGAUAGGGAGGCUAGUUGUUACAAGCCCCCCAGAGCUUCAUAUUAAGCCAAAGCGCAAAACACGAAGGAGGGUGGCGAAUUUUGAAAUUAAAGACUAAGAGCGAAAUAUUCUUAAUUCAACAUAAACAGCAGCGUAUAGCUGGUCACCCUAGAGUGUUGACAGUGUUGCAGUGUGGGUGAAAAUACUUGUCACGUGACUUUUUGAAGCGAAAACCUCAACCCGAGGCCACUCAUAACCCUGACUGUUAACUACUAACUCACUUGGAGGUCAAAGCACCAAUAGUUAUUUUGUAAUCCCAGGAAAGCCCCUUGGUUAGAGUUUAGCUGGGUCUUACAUUUUCUGGGAGUGUCAAAUAUCUAGAUCACACGAUACAAAUCGUUCCCAUAAAGCAUAGCAAUAUAUCUCUGCAACAACACACAUAUACAAUACAACAACUUUUAUUACUUCUUUUGAAGGCUAUUCUGGAGUUCUUGCGUUACAUUUUUUUUAAUUCACUGAGUCAAGUGAUUCGCUAAUUCUCCAUUGUUUUUUGCAUACUCAGACGUUGGGUUGUGUUGCAGUUCUGAAAAAGGAAAUGCGUGGGAGAUCUGGCUACCAGAUUAGCGUGUACAUUUUGGGGUUUAAUUGCCUCAGAGAGGCCCUCAGAGACCUUAGAAGACCUAAAACGACCCCAUGUGAGGGAGUCUGGAAUUUGGUUUCCGUGAAAGUUUUGAAUGUGGUAUCCGGAUUGCUGGGCUUUGGAAUCCUGAAUGUAGCUCAAGGAGUUCCGGAAUCCAGUCACUGGAUCCAGAAUCCACGGCGUGGAAUCCAGAAUCCAACACUGUCUUGGAUUCUCUUACAUGGGGCGAUAGAGUCAUGCCGGGUACAUUUGGCAUAGUUGAGGGCCCAGUUACCUUAUUAUGCCAGGCUGUGUAACAAAAGCAAUACUUAAAGCUAAUUAAAAUUGUGAGCGGUGAGGGUAAACACCGCUUAAAGGUGUUUGUCUGAGUUUUCUAGUCGGAUUUUUUUGGGGGGUCUGAGUUUUCCAUAUUUGGCGAGGUCUGCAUAAUUUCUUGCUCUUUACGAAUUGGAUCCUUUGCGGUUUUUUCUUUCAAAAACACCCAAAUCCACCGAAAAUUAAUCAUCCUUCACUGACCUAAAAAAGGCCCAAAUAAUGAAUAGUCAUGCCUAGUUCUCAAAAAUAAAUUGCAACCAGCGAUCGAGUUCAAAGGUCAAAAGAAGCUGCUAGAGUCACGAACCGAAGAAUUUCGAAGGAUGCAUGAUUUUGGCUGUCGGUUCGCUUCCUGUUCAACUCACGAUUAAUCAGUUUUUUAAAAAAAAUGUUAUUUAAGCCAGGUUCGAAAGAAAACUGGACACAAGCAAAACUCCUUUUAGAGGAGGGGGGAGAUACAGGAGGGUAAAUCUCCCUCCUCCCAACUUUUUCAGUCAAUUCCUCCCUCCUCCCCAUUGUGUACCUCCCCCCUCUUAGACGAGCCUUCGUACAGUUCACGACAUUUACAUAUAACAAAUAACGAAUCACGGUAAUUAGCAUUCCCAUUUCACUCUUCACGGUAAUAAACAUGAAAGUGAUAAAAGAUCUUAGUCUUUUGAAAUAUUUCCAUUGAGAAUUUCUUUCUUAUUUCAUGCCCGAGCGUCAAUUACAACGUUUUUUUACUCCAUGGAAGAAAAAGGUCAAAACCCAUGAACGAGCAAAGCUGUAUCGUUGAGUUCAUCUCGUGGCUUUACUGAAGUACAGUUUGUCAGUGUCUAUUUGUUUGAUCUGAUUGAUAACCUGCGCUUAGACUCUAAGCUAAGGAUAUGUUCACACCAUGUCGGAUAGCUUUGGCGCUGCCACGAGACCAUGGGUUUCUGUAACGAAGCAAAGCAACGCCGCCCGGCGCGCCGAUCUCCAAAGUGAAGAGUGACAUAUCAGAUAGGUGUUCAUAUUGUACAGGAAAGCUCCUCGUGUUGGCCAGCCUUUCUCCGAGAAUCGUCGGACAUUCGUUCUUCUUAUUUUACGCAUGGUAAACAGUUUUUGCAGCAGAAAAAAAAAAUUUAACAAGUUUCAAGUAUUACAAAGGAUACGAGGAGGUGAAUAAUUUUACAGUCCACAGAUCACAGCAGCUACAAAAUGUUAAAAAUUUUUCUUGAACGAGGGCACUUUCUUUACAGCCAUGGCAUGGGCUAAUAGAGUUCCUUUGCAGAAAUGCUUGAUACUCUCUUUAUAUUAGAAUAUUUUAAGAAUAAACCCUAAGCUGAAAAGGAAUCAAUUUUGUGUUUGAAAAUCUAUAAAUACAAUACAAUUUAUGUUUUUAACUCAACCGUAUAAAAUUUAUUAUUCCUUUCACUAAACGGCAAGAACACUCUUAAUUGAAACCCCAAGACAUUCUAAAGCGGAAACGCCAUAAGCUAUUAUUUAGUAUUAAGAAUAUUUUCAGCCUAAGAUCAACACAAAAAUAAGAAAUUUCAGCCUGGGCCGGAAAAACAACAUUCUUAUAUAAAAAGAGAAUGUUCGACUUGUUCAAAAUAGGUAUUCUUAAGUUCAAGGAAACAAAGCCGAUUGAGGUUGUGAGUUGCAGUCAUCCAUUUCUUUCUUUAAAGUCUAGCGGUUCUUUUCAGUUUGUUCGCAGAACGUGAAAUGCGAAUAAUUAGCAUACGCUAUGACUUCUCUGUACGUAGCCCGCAGCAUGAUUUAAUUGUGCUAUAAAAUGAGCCACUCUCUCCCUCAUUGAUUGUAGUCUACGAAGACGCUUGCUGCAACUACACUUGUCAGUUUCUCACUUACCAACUGAAAACCUGCAAUACGUAAGUACUUAAAAAGUAGACCUUUGUCAAAAAUAGUUUUCGCAAUUAAUAGAUGUAGACAGAAAAGUCCACGGACAAAUGGUUACUCUCUAUUAUCAAUGGUGCGUAAAUUCCCAAAUUUAUACAGAAUUUGUUCAAGUUUUCCCACUGAAUUUAUGUUCGACUUCAUGAUCACGAUCUUACAGACCUUGUUUCCCCUUUGCAAAAGGCAAAAGACUUAAAUACUCAUUCAACUGAAAUUUCUACUUGCCUACUCACUUCAGUGGACAGCUUAGCGAUUACCGAAUCUCUUUUAUUCAGGCCGGCAUGACCACACGAAUCCUGAGAGUUUUGAAAAAUUGAAAAGGCAUAAUUUUUUUUUUCACGCUUUGGCUGAGAUUCGACAACUGGCAUGGUGAUAAAGAUCGCGCUUUAUCUUGAGUUGUUUCGCUUCUUACAAUUCGUUGUCAAACAGGACAAAAGUUCUCUAUGCAGUUCCUCAUCUCAACUUCACUGCACUCGCCCGCCUUGGCUUGUUUGCGCGCCCGACCAAAACCGCCAUGCUGCGUGCAGGUUACAAGUUCAUCUUCUUCUGUCACAGUUUGUAGCGCUGGGAGAGACAUUGCUGAGAACGCUGACAAAGGCAUGGAAGUAUGCAGGCACGGGAUAGUACGACUUUUCGUGAGUGUAAUACUUUGCAGCUCACUUCGUAGUUCGUUUGAGCAAUUCCUGUAGUAGAAAGCACUCAGUAGGGACUCGCUACAUUCUCGACCCCAGUGCUUACGGGUUUGGGAAUGCGCGCGUUUGAUCUCUCUCCUCUACAUGCGCAGAAGAGCUCUUGGUCGAGAUUGGGACUCCCUACGGCGACCGGAAGUAAAAACGUCCAAAAACUACACAGGGUUUCGCAGAAGCGCCAAACCUGUUUUUUGGCGUGGUCGCUACUACGUGAGUCUAAAAUUCGACUUUUCCCCCAUUUCUUACGAUCACUGGUUUUGAAACCUAUCCUAGAUUGUUUUCCAUUUUAUCAACAGCGUAUUUAACAUUUCUGUUUUUCCGUAAUUACGUCUUCACUGCGUUUUACUAACAGCGAAAGCAAAUGAGCGAAAAACCCCAUACUCACUGUUUGGGUGCUUUGGGUGCCGCUUGCGUGCUUGAUGCAAAUGAGAAACCACGUGUAGGUUUUCCACCUGCGUUGUCAGAAGCGUUAAAGGCUCAUCUUGGUCAACGAACAAAGCAUAUAAAGAAGUGAUAUUUCUAUCAGCCAGUUCAUCCCGUUGAGUAAUGGAGAAGAAAAUCUUGGGUUUUCUUGAAAACCGUACCCUCUGUACCAUUAAUUAGUUUCUCGUGACAAUUUAAAGCGCUCCUUCACAUUGGGUACUGAUCUACGGACUUUAUCGACGUUCUCUUUCGCGUCCUUAAUGUUACCUUGUUCGCAGGCAUACCUUUUUUGGCACAUCCAAGGGUUUUAAGAAAUGAAACUGUUUCAGAAUUAAUAGUUACAACUGCAACAUCAGUUAAAAAAUGUUUUCUCCUAAGUACAAAUUCCAUGUACUUGAACGAAAGAUGCUGAUUUCACUGAGCCAUCAGAAUUUCUUUAUUGACCAUAUUCAAUGAUGACAGUCACAGCAUUUUUUUCUGGGUGGUACUCUUAAAUUUGACAAUCUUCUGAGUCCGUGAAAACAAUGCUUUCAUUUCUCGAACACAGAAAACUAUUAACGUUAAUGCUGAAUUAUUCGGCGUUGAAUUGUCUACAGACAACUCUAUGUCUGACUUUGCCUGGGACGGCCCUGGUACCUUCUACAUGAGCGUUUUCACAUGACGUCACGGCGUUCAUAUUGGUGUUCCAAAACAAUGAAACGGCGGCCAUGUUGCUAUUCCAAACCAGUCCUAUGGAAGUUGAAACAUUUCCUUAUGUAAACGCUUUCUUUUGUUCCGAUAAAUUUGCAUAGAUGCUGGUCACGUGAGUGAAAACGCUCUAUCGGAAUAUUAGUGUCAUUAGUCUCAUCAGCGGGACAGAUAAAUGGCACGAAAUAGUUUCGCUAUUUGAAAAACGUUGUUGUUUUUAUUACAAUCAACGAUUGUAUUCAGUAUAAUUAAUGCAAUGUUACUUAACUGUUAGCUCUUCAUUUAUCAGUUAACUGUUAAUUUUUUGGCCAGUUAUCAGUUAACUACUGUUUUGAGGCCAAUCAUCAGUUAACUACUAGCCCUAGUGGUACCCUCUUGGUUUCACGCUUUUGUUCUCCAGAACCAACUUGACUGCCGUGACGUCAGCUGAAAAUAUGGAAUAGAUACAGUAGAAACUCUAUUCGUAGGACGGCACCCUCGGGACAAAUGCAAGUGUUCCCUGAACAGAGGGGUCCCCUAAAUGGAGGUUGGGCUGGGCUUUUGUAUAUUUUACUUCUGCGGCCAUUUCAAGCAGCUAGAUAAUGUAUAAAAAAUCAUGAUUAACUUUUCACUGCGAUGUUGUGUGUUGAAGUCCCACAAGUGCAGUACAUCGAUUUAUUAAUAAAUUAGUUCAUGUUUUGUGAAAGCCGUCGCCAUUGUGACUACUGAAAACUUAAACUUAUCGAGGAUUUUUGUGGUUAGUCACCUUUUGAGUGCUAAGGUGUACCCUGAACAGAGGUUGAAUCCGGGUUUUGGGAUCCAGAAUCGAAAAAGAGACCCUUUCCCAUGAAUAGAGGUGUCCCUUCAAUAGAGGAAACAAAUACAAAGAUUAUGUGAACAUUUUUCGCGCACCAAAUUUUGUGACCCCUGAAUGGAGGUGUCUCUUGAAUACAGAUGUCCCAAAGGAUAAGUUCCACUGUGAUAUAUAUAUACAUCAUAAAUUCUGUUACAGUACCACAAGUGAAGAGUAAAACAAUAUGUCUUUCGUCUCUCACCUAUAUUUUGGCGGUGUUAAACGGCCUUCAUCAGGGUGAAUGGCCGUUACAAGCAUCACUCACCAUUGUUACGUGAUAACGAACAAAUUUGAAAACUUGCACGCGCUAAUAAAGGAAGAUAAACACGCGCGCGCUCUUACCGGACACGAGACCUAGUCGCCCUAUUCUGGCUGUAAAAAAAGUCACUUAUAUUCAAGCCCUGAGUUGUAAAGGGAGUGUCUUCUACUGUAUUUAUUGAGUUGUGAAGGGAGUGUCUUCUAAAAGAUGCUUGUGAUAGGUCAUAAAUUCUGUUUAGUAUACAAAUGGUUUAUUUAAGGUUUACACGAAAAAUUGCUCACCUCUUCUAUUUUUCUUUUAGAUAUUUCGCAAUACACAAAGAAAUGAAACAAGGCUAUCGCAACCUGUCACAACUGAGUGAGAGUGACGAAGAAACAGUCUUAGAACUGCAGUCCUCGGACGCCGAAAGUUCUUCGGAUGAUGAAAGCGUUUCAAGUGAGAACUAUAUAGCGACUGAAAGCGUUGCAUCUCUGCCUGAAGGGACAUCCUCGACAUGGAAGGCAACAAUGAACUUGAUAAACUUCAUCGAAGGGGUUGCAUUGCUUGCUUUGCCGUAUUCUAUCAAAAAGGGUGGAAUCACGGCUGUGAUAUCACUGUUUUUACUGCCAAUUAUAACCUGGUACGCAGGAAAAGUGUUAGCCGAGAGUUUGUACGACAGCGACGAGAAAAAAGGAAAGACUCGAGCAAGAUCAACUUGGAAGGAGAUAGGAGACGCGAUAUAUCCUAAUUAUGCAGGUAAAAUUGUCGCGUGGACUCAAGACAUUGGUUUUGUUUUUGUAGCAGUCAGUUAUCUAAUUCUCUGUGGAUCUCUCACCUCCCACGCCCUACCAACAGUACCCCUCUCGCAAACUUCCUGGACUUGCUUCGCUGCACUGCUUAUUCUACCAACAAUGUUUUUGAAAUCUUACUCCCAGAUUGCAUGGCUAAGUACUAUCAGUAUAGUCGCCAUUGGUCUAACUACGGCAAUAACAGUAUGGUAUGGCGUUGAAAAUAUAGAGAAUUGGGAUCCCAGUACCCUCUUGUUUUGGGACUUCGAUGGAGUCUUCAUCUCGCUGGGAAUCAAUUUGGCUGGUUACGGCGUGGCAGAGAUCAUUCCUUCGGUAGAAAAAAGUAUGAAGAAUAAAUCGGACUUUGGAAAAGCGUUGGCUUCGGCAUUUGCUGUAUCAGUUGUAAUUAAAGUGAUUAUUGCAGUCUUUGGAUUUUUGACUUUUGGAUCCAACACAGAUGAAGCCAUUGUUAACAAUUUUCCCGCUGGACCACUUAACAUAACCGCUUCUAUAAGUCUCGUUAUUAGCAGCUUACUCUCAAUCAUACUUUGCUUGAGACCUGUAUGUGAAUCUCUCGACGAAUCGACUUUUUUUUCAGAAAUAACUUCUGAUAUUUCCAAUACCAUAUGUAAUAUUAUAAUUCGGGUUUCGUUGGUAGUCAUCACACUGGCGAUAGCUAUUUUUCUGCCACACUUCGCGCUCAUAGCAGCUCUUUUGGGAUCUUUUCAGACUGUAUUUGCCGGGUUUUGGAUUCCUUUGUUGGUACAUUUAAAGGUAAAGUACCACGAACUCAGCAGAUCGCAGAUUUGUGCUGAUGUUAUACUCCUGGUAUUGUCAAGUGCGUUUUCUGUUUUGGGAAAUUACUUCUGUAUAAAAGCUCUCGUUCAGGCAAGACUAAACAGGUUUUAGAAAAGCGCUCUACUGUCUUCUGUUAACUAUUUGCAUCAUGCCACCUGAGCACCUGGCAACACGUGCGCGACAAAUCUCUGUGGCAAUUAAUUUCAAAGAAAUUGAUGGCAAUAAACUACCCUCGGAUCUGCUGCGGUCAGUUAACCAAUCGAGAGACAACGGUGCGUGCUUACGGCUUACCGCAGUGCCUCUAAUGUCGAUCAGGGCUUGGUGCUGAAGAGACUCUCUGCGUUGAAGGUAUAGAGACUCUCUGCGUUUAAGGUAUAAUAUGCCCCAAGUGUGUUUGUAGUGAGAAGUAUAUACCGGCUGCCAUGCCCUGUCAUGCAAAAAGGGAGGGUUCGUGGCGAAGAGACACGAUGGUGUUCGCAACCUACUUACCUCACUUAUUGGUAAGGUUUGCAUCAACGUCGAAAUCGAACCACACCUACAACCUCUCGAUAAGGAGCGAUUCAACCUCAGAAGCGCGUAACAAGCCCGGAGGCAAGGCAAGGCAAGGUCUCGUGGAGUUCAGCAUUUUUUGAUGUCAGAGUAACACAUGUUAACUCCAAGUGUAACCAGGGAAAAACAGCAUCCACAAUCUUCAAGGAGAAGGAGGAGGAGAAACAGCGGAAGUACCAACAGAGGGUACUGGACGUUGAAAUGGGAUCCUUCACUCCCCUAGUUUUUGAAACCAACGGUGGGAUGGGAGCCGACUGCAACUGUUUUCUCAAACGCCAAUAGCCGAGAAGCUCUCUGAAAAGAAUGAGGAACCUUAUCACAUUACUAUUACUUGGAUUAGAACAUUGCUUUCUUUUGAGAUUUUAAGGUCGGUACACACAUGUGUAAGAGGUUCCAGGACACCCUUCCGCAAAGUUCCACAACGGGAUUUCAUUGAUGACUGCCGCUUAAACGCUAGCCAAGCGUGUGUCCGCUGAUUUUAGAGGGUGAUGGUGGCGUGGGCAAAUUAGUAUUUUAGGAGCUUUUUAAUAUUUGUAUUCAUUUUUAAUCGAAAUGAAUUGUUUUUAAUUGAAAUGAAUUUUUUUUAAAUCGAAAUGAACAGGAGCUAUUGAAAUGAAAUGAGUGCUUUGACUGAAUAUAUAUAUAUAUGUAUUUUUUCUUCUUCAGCGAAACCAGUUGUAAAAAGGUUUUGAUAGUUAGUUUUGUUAUCAAUAAAAGGUUAUUAUUUAGUAGUUUACUUGGCUAUCCAUUCACAGUUCAGCACGAGCUAAACUCAACCUUUUUAAGCGUCUCAAUGUGCAUUGCCUAUCGAAAGUCGUUUCCGAAAGAGUGACAGAUUUUCGAGCACAAGGACUAAACAAUUCGCUCUUAUCAAUAAGUUAAAUUGCACAAUAUGAUGAUAAAAAUAGUUAGAUACCAAGAUACUAGAUACCAAGUUAUGGCCUUGUAUAAAUGCAGACUUCUGGUUUUGAAAUCAAUUUUCUGCCUAAGAAAUCAACGACGAAAAGUGCCAUUUUUGGGGAUGAAUUUCGGGCAAAAAACUGGCUUUAUGGACUUUGUUGCCAAACGAACAGCGAUUUAAAGUGGAAAUUGGGAGUUCCAGUUGGUUUGUUUGUUUUCAUAAUUACAAAAUCUACCAUUUAGUGUUAUGAAUAAAUGUUCAAAAGGUUAUAAGUAAAGUAAGACAAGAAGCAAAUAGGUAAUGCAUGUACAGUAUUUUUUACGCAUAUAUGCGGUGAAAGGUUUUAUGCGGUGUUAGGCUUUAAAGGGUUCAUCUAAAUUGCUUUUUGCCCGUAAGUUGACAUUAAGAUAUUGCAAACUCUGCAAACUAACGAUAAUUUAGAGUGAGAGUAAUAUUGGAAGGUUUUUUGUCAACCGAAGCAAAAGAUAAGAACUUAGAUAGGGAGGCUAGUGGUUACAAGCCCCGCGGAGCUUCAUGUUAAGCCAAAGCGCAAAACACGAAGGAGGGUGGCGAAUUUUGAAAUUAAAGACUAAGAGCGAAAUAUUCUUAAUUCAAUAUAAACAGCAACGUAUAGCUGGUCACCCUAGAGUGUUGACAGUGUUGCAGUGUGGGUGAAAAUACUUGUCACGUGACUUUUUGAAGCGAAAAUCUCAAAGCAGAAGCCACUCCUAACCUUAACUGUUAACUACUAAUUCACUUGGAGAUCAAAGCACCAAUAGCUAUUUUGUAAUCCUAAGAAGGCCCCUUGGUUAGAGUCUAGCUGGGCCUUACAUUUUCUGGGAGUGUCAAAUAUCUAGGUCACGCGAUACAAAUCGUUCCCAUAAAGCAUAGCAAUAUAUCUCUGCGACAACACACAUAAUACAAUACAACAACCUUUAUUACUUCUUUUGAAGGCUAUUCUGGAGUUCUUGUGUUACAUUGUUUUUAAGAGCAAAUCCGUGCAAAAAUCGACCAAAAUCGCCGAUUCGUGGCAAGGCUCAAAAACUCAAAAUCGCUCUUCUUUUGCAGACUGGUAGACUUUAGUAAGUAUACAAACGUUAUGUAUUUUUUUCUUCCAAAGAUCUGUUCGUUUCCGAGAAAAACGAAGAAAACCGUUUCAAGCCCCACCGUCGAUUUCGCAAGCCAAACACAGGGUGGAAAUUCAUCAUGAUUCGCUGGACUCGCGUUCCAAUACAACCGCGCUAGGAAGGAAACUUAUAGCUAAAAUUUUAAGUUUAACUCGUCGGUGAUCAAAAUAUAUAAUAUUUUUAGCAUUACAACCCUCUGAGUAAUUUUAAAAAAACUAAAGCGUACGGCUACCUGAUGUUUACCCACGAAAGGUCGUUGAAAACAGCGACGAUUUUCAUCAUGUGCCUUUGAUCAGAAUUUUUCCAGAUUAAGGGGAAAUGCACAACAGGCAUCAAACGUUUAUGUUGUGUAAAAAUUAUUUUGGGGAAAUCAUUUUGAGCUUCUCAGAAAUUAUUUGAAAAUCGUUUUACAGGCAACAUAAAGUAACGCCAUCUUUAACAUAUGCGUGACCAUCGUCAGUCGACCAGGCAAAGGUCAUCAAACGUCUGUCCUAAAAAGUCUUGCUAAUAUUCACGCACACAGUCCUAAAUGUUAAAGUACUUACCCUAUUCUUUGAUUCAGGUCUAGGUUUACGGCAAAAUGUUUCCCGUUGCCAUCUGUUCAAGUUUGCAUUCUAUAUUAAACUCUGUUUGAGACUCAUAACCAACACGCAUGCUUUCAAACGAAGUUCGCGUAUGUUAAUUCAGCACGUAGUAAACCCUCUCCUCCUUAUCUGUCAACAACUUUUGUCUCAAAAUGCUGCUGGACACCGCAGAAGGAAGCGUCAAUCUGAAGGAUGAACGCCCUACGGACUUUUUGUGACUCAGUAUGCAAAUUAGUUUCAAAAGUAAUAUCGGAUUACAGCUGUCAAGAUCCCGGGGCCCGGGGUCAGGAUCCGCUAAAAGCAGGCGAAAAGCAAACGUAAAACAUGCGUGUAAUACAAAAUUUUUGAAAAUGAAGAAUAUAAUUGGUAGCCUCGCUGAAGAUUUUCAUUGCUUCGAGACGUCGGCAUUAUCAAAUCAAAAGAUGUCUUAACAAAAUAUUGUGUACAUGUUUUCUUCCCAUCUUCACACGGUAGAACUUCCAAUAGUUGGCUGCACGUGGGUAAUCCUGGCCUGCACGUGCGUUAUUUCAGAGUGCCUUCUUAAUAAAGGACAAAAUUAAUGUAAUUUCUGCUGUUUUAAAUGUCACUUUUCGUGAAUUGAAACAAACAUUAUUUACAUUUUUUUGUUAGUACAUUUGAAAUAAGACAAUUUCCAAAACAAAAUCGAAGAAACAGCGGAGACAACAGAACCUCGGCCAUGAAGGAUCCGAUGGUGCCUUGCGAUCUUUAACCUGUGCCGAGUAAGACCAGGAAGCCAAUUUUGCACAGGUUUGCACAGGCCAAUUUUGAAUGAGCUACAAGUCAGUCGUUUGACGGAAAUGUAAAAAUAAUAAUAAAAAAAACGACAACAACAAAGCCAUCAGAACUGGACUAUGAUCUUUACUCUGGGGGAAAUCGGGUUUAAUUUCAAACUAAAAGUAAAACUGAAAAGUUUAUUUUAUCGGACAGAUUAGGUGGAUUGGUGCCGUACCCGGGAGACUCUGGGUUAUCUAAGAGAGUUGACAACUCUUGAAUCUAAGUGACUUAUUAGAAUAUAAUACAAUGAAUAAACUAAGAGUACCUGAACCUACAGGAAUGAGGAUACCGGUUUGCUGAUAGAUAUAUUCUGAAAUGUUCUUCUUCUAACUCCUUUGUCGGCUUUAACAGGCUUCCCUCUUCUUUCAAUUAUGUGAUUGGCGAUUUUCCUUUGGAACUUGGCACGAAUUGGAAUAACUGUUCGGUCGCCAUCCAAUACCGAGCUCAGAACGAUGGAAAGGGCAUAUAUUAAAGGAACUUAGGGCGCUUUCCAUCUGUCAGAACUGGCCGGCUGGACCAGUGCCCGACCAGUCAUUUUGAAAAUGAAAUAGGAUUUUUCCAAGAGUUUUUGCUUAAAAACGUUCUCUUUCGAGCAUACUAUUUCGGAUUUGACUGAUCUAGCUGAAGAGUUUGAUUAAAAGGGAAAUUAUCAUUGCGACGGGAAUGGUCUGGCUGGUCAGUUCUGAGCUAAAAUAAAGUCUGUUUCGCUUUCAAUACCAGAAAGAGACCAUGUCAACCUAUGCCCAGUUCCGUCCUUAAUAGUUUGACGACGACAAAGGAACAAUCUCAGUUGUUCUCUGCUUAUCCCUUCUAUAAAACGAACACAGAGUACCUACUAAUGACUCGAAGGAGCACGAACCUUCCAUAGCUUCAUCGAAGAAGAGCGCACACAAACAGUGUUUAUGCAAAGAUCUUUCUCUUUUUCAAGUGGGAAUGAACAGUUGAAUCAAAUUAAACUAAAUUUAAUUCGAUAAUGUUGAUCAGAUGCCUAAUACGUCAAAAUAUUAAAGAUGAUUCUCGGGUAAAAUAAUGUCAACUGGAGUGUUUUUGAAGAAGGAGGAUUAUAAAAGAUGAAUCUUCAUCAGUGUACUGGAAGUAACGGGUGAAAGUCGGUAAAGCUCGUCACGUGUAUUUCACCGGAAGUAGACUCUUGGCACACUGCUAUGCAAAUGAGAUUAAUUGAAGUGAACGGAUCCACGAGCAAGGAAACUUGCUUUGUUAAACUACCGAGUUUUAUUUUAUAGACGGCUUUUUUAAAGUCCAGGUUUCUCAAAAUUUUUAACAAGCAUGAGAUGUUAACUUGAAAACAUUAGAGAAAACAGAGGGAUGAAGAAAUUACCAGGAAGCUGUCACGCACCUCCAACGCACACAUUCCAGCGGACUUCACGACUACGGUAAGAUAGGUGAUAAGACAGCAAAAUGAAACAACUUGGAGCCUGAAGUACAACAGAUACAGGUUAAGGUGAGCUUUUCAAAAAAAUUGUUCUACAUAUCAAGAUUACCAGCGUUGUAAACGGAAACCUGAAGUCAAAUUGUUGGUGGUGGUCGCGUGACUCAUGUGUUGGAUGGCGUUAUUUUAUGUUGUCUGUAACAGGAAUUUCAAAUAAUUUCUGAGAAGCUCAAAAUGAUUUCCCCACAAUAAUUUUAACAUAACAUAAUAGUUUGAUGCUUGUAGUGUUUUCCCCUUCAAUCCUGAAAAAUUCUGAUCAAAGGCACAUGAUAAAAAUGGGCACUUUUUUCAACUACCUUCCGUGGUUGAACAACAGGUAGACAUACGCUUUAGCUUUUAUAUAAUUACUCAGACUGUUGUAAUGCUAAAAAUAUUAUAUAUUUUGGUCAACGACGAGUUAUAAUUACAAUUUUAGCAACAAGCUUUUUUUCUCGCGCGGUUGUUUUGAAAUGCAAGUCGAGCGAAUCAUAGUGAAUUUCAACCAUGUUUUCGGCUUGUGAAAUCGACGGCGGGGCUUGAAACGGUUUUCUUAUUUUUCUCGGAAACGAACAGAUCUUUCAAAGACAAAGCUACAUGGCGUUUGUACACUUACUAAAGUCUAUCAGUAUGCAAAAGAAGAGCGAUUUUUAUUUUUUGAGCCUUGCCGCACUUUGGUCGAUAUUUGCAUGGAGUUGCUCUUAAUUCACUGAGUCAAGUGAUUCGCUAAUUCUCCAUUGUUUUUUGCAUAGUCAGACGUUGGGUUGUGUUGCAGUUCUGAAAAAGGAAAUGCGUGGGAGAUCUGGCUACCAGAUUACCGUGUACAUUUUGGGGUUUGAUUGCCUCAGAGAGGCCCUCAGAGACCUUAGAAGACCUAAAACCGACCCCAUGUGAGGGAGUCUGGAUUUUGGAAUCCGUGAAAGUUUUGAAUGUGGUAUCCGGAUUACUGGGCUUUGGAAUCCUGAAUGUAGCUCAAGGAGUUCCGGAAUCCAGUCACUGGAUCCAGAAUUCACGGCGUGGAAUCCAGAAUCCAACACUGUCUUGGAUUCUCUUACAUGGGGCGAUAGAGUCAUGCCGGGUGCAUUUGGCAUGGUUGAGGGCCCAGUUACCUUAUUAUCCCAGGCUGUGUAACAAAAGCAAUACCUCCAGCUAAUUAAAAUUUUGAGCGGCGAGGGUAAACACCGCUUAAAGGUGUUUGUCUGAGUUUUCUAGUCAGAUUUUUUUGGGGGAAUCUGAGUUUUCCAUAUUUGGCGAGGUCUGCAUAAUUUCUUGCUCUUUAAGAAUUGGAUCCUUUGCGGUUUUUUCUUUCAAAAACACCCAAAUUUACCGAAAAUUAAUCAUCCUUCACUGACCUAAAAAAGACCCAAAUGAUGAAUAGUCAUGCCAUAAAUUGCACCAAGCGAUCGAGUUCAAAGAUCAAAAGAAGAUGCUAGAGUCACGAACCGACGAAAUUCGAAAGAUGCAUGAUUUUGUCUGUCUGUUCGCUUCCUGUUCAACUGACGAUUAAUCAGUUUUUUUAAAAAAGUUAUUUAAGCCAGGUUCGAAAGAAAACUGGACACAAGCAUAACUCCCUUUAGAGGAGUGGGGAGGUACAGGAGCGUAAAUCUCCCUCCUCCCAACUUUUUCAGUCAAUUAAUUCCUCCCUCCUCCCUACUUUUUCGGGCCAUUUCUCCCUCCUCUCUAUUGUGUACGUCCCCCCUCUUAGAGGAGCCUUCGUACAAUUCACGACAUUUACAAAUGACAAAUAACGAAUCACGGUAAUUAGCAUUCCCAUUUCACGCUUCACGGUAAUAAACAUGAAAGUGAUAAAAGAUCUAAGUCUUUUGAAAUAUUUCCAUUGAGAAUUUCUUUCUUAUUUCAUGCCCGAGCGUCAAUUACAACGUUUUUUUACUCCAUGGAAGAAAAAGGUCAAAACCCAUGAACGAGCAAAGCUGUAUCGUUGAGUUCAUCUCGUGGCUUUACUGAAGUACAGUUUGUCAGUGUCUAUUUGUUUGAUCUGAUUGAUAACCUGAGCUUAGACUCUAAGCUAAGGAUAUGUUCACACCAUGUCGGAUAGCUUUGGCGCUGCCACGAGACCAUGGGUUUCUGUAACGAAGCAAAGCAACGCCGCCCGGCGCGCCGAUCUCCAAAGUGAAGAGUGACAUAUCAGAUAGGUGUUCAUAUUAUACAGGAAAGCUCCUCGUGUUGGCCAGCCUUUCUCCGAGAAUCGUCGGACAUUCGUUCUUCUUAUUUUACGCAUGGUAAACAGUUUUUGCAGCAGAAAAAAAAAAUUAACAAGUUUCAAGUAUUACAAAGGAUACGAGGAGGUGAAUAAUUUUACAGUCCACAGAUCAGAGCAGCUACAAAAUGUUAAAAAUUUUUCUUGAACGAGGGCACUUUCUUUACAGCCAUGGCAUGGGCUAAUAGAGUUCCUUUGCAGAAAUGCUUGAUACUCUCUUUAUAUUAGAAUAUUUUAAGAAUAAACCCUAAGCUGAAAAGGAAUCAAUUUUGUGUUUGAAAAUCUAUAAAUACAAUACAAUUUAUGUUUUUAACUCAGCCGUAUAAAAUUUAUUAUUCCUUUCACUAAACGGCAAGAACGCUCUUAAUUGAAACCCCAAGACAUUCUAAAGCGGAAACGCCAUAAGCUAUUAUUUAGUAUUAAGAAUAUUUUCAGCCUAAGAUCAACAGAAAAAUAAGAAAUUUCAGCCUGGGCCGGAAAAACAACAUUCUUAUAUAAAAAGAGAAUGUUCGAUUUGUUCAAAAUAGCCAUUCUUAAUUUCAAGGAAACAAAGCCGAUUGAGGUUGUGAGUUGCAGUCAUCCAUUUCUUUCUUUAAAGUCUACCGGUUCUUUUCAGUUUGUUCGCAGAACGUGAAAUGCGUUUAGCAUACGUCAUGACUUCUCUGUAGCCCGCAGCAUGAUUUAAUUGUACUAUAAAAUGAGCCACUCUCUCCCUCAUUGAUUGUAGUCUACGAAGACGCUUGCUGCAACUACUCUUGUCAGUUUCUCACUUACCAACUCGGAACCUGCAAUACGUAAGUACUUAGAAAGUAGACCUUUGUCAAAAAUAGUUAUCGCAAUUAAUAGAUGUAGACAGAAAAGUCUACGAACAAAUGGUUACUCUCUAUUACCAAUUGUGCGUGAAUUCCCAAAUUUAUACAGAUUUUGUUCAAGUUUUUACACUGAAUUUAUGUUCGACUUCAUGAUCACGAUCUUACAGACCUUGUUUCCCCUUUGCAAAAGGCAAAAGACUUAAAUACUCAUUCAACUGAAAUUUCUACUUGCCUACGCACUUCAGUGGACAGCUUCGCGAUUACCGAAUCUCUUUUAUUCAGGCCGGCAUGACCACACGAAUCCUGAGAGAAAUCCUGAGAAAAAUUGAAACGGCAUAUUUUUUUUUUUGUCACGCUUUGGCUGAGAUUCGACAACUGGCAUGGUGAUAAAGAUCGCGCUUUAUCUUGAGUUGUUUCGCUUCUUACAGUUCGUUGUCAAACAAGACAAAAGUUCUCUAUGCAGUUCCUUAUCUCACCUUCACUGCUCUCGCCCGCCUUGGCUUGUUUGCGCGCCCGACCAAAACCGCCAUGCUGCGUGCAGGUCACAAGUUCAUCUUCUUCUGUCACAGUUUGUAGCGCUGGGAGAGACAUUGCUGAGAACGCUGACAAAGGCAUGGAAGUAUGUAGGCACGGG
Molecule: messenger RNA, 18861 nt
Organism: Porites lobata
Lineage: Eukaryota; Metazoa; Cnidaria; Anthozoa; Scleractinia; Poritidae
Source: the annotation of a GenBank genome assembly